CUCACCCUUAUUAGAAGAACGUUUAUUACACAUACCCCGCAGCCCACACCAUUACAAACUAUGAAAUUAUAGAUGUAUCGACGAAAAAGCUUUGGUAGAAUUAACCCCUCUGGCUGAAAGCAAUUCAGUCUAAGCCUCGCGCGCGUUGCCGCCACCCGCGCCGCCAUAUUGGAAAAUUUCCCGCCUUUCCACUCGACCGCGUGCAAGUGAAAUAUUAAAAAAAAAUAACUGUCAACUGAAAUAGAUUUAACUUUUUAAUUUUAUGUAUAAGUUUUUGGACUUCUUAGUGAUGUGCUGGCAUUGACAAACAUAUGUGUUAUUGAUGUCCAUUGACACUCGGACGUUCACACGACACUGAGGAAGACGAUAUUUAAAUCGAUUGUUAUGUUGUGACAUGACAUAUUUUGUAGGUCAGACAAUGGGGUGUCCAAUCGCCUUCCAAUUUUAAAUUAUAGCCAAGAACUGUCAAAAGACCGUUGAGUAAAAAUGCAAAACCAAGAUGGCGCUGAAAAAUUUACAGCUAUUGCAGCCGUUGAGCCGUGAUAUGGUGUACCACCAUCGACAGACGCCCAUGCGGGCGACUCCACCGACUUUAUCGAGGAGCAUUUCGAAAAGUGCUGAAGCCCUGGCUAGUACGAAAGGGAAAGAAGUAAAAACUCGCAAAGCGCGCAGCACGGAGCAACCUGGCGCCGCGGGGCUUGCCAAAGGCUCCAGCACCUUAGGCCUUCCAGCCCUGGGCAAGACUUGGGGCAAAGAUGACGAAAGCCUGCGCAGCCGGUCUAGGAAUGGCAGUGGCAGCCGGGCCGGCAGCCUGGACCGAAGCUCUCGGGGGUCCAGCACCACUCUCAACUUGGACGAAGACAACAUUAACGUCGUCGUCAGAGUUCGUCCCCUCAACGAGAAGGAGCAAGCGAUGCAAGAACGUGACAUGUUGGAUUUCCCUGGCAAGGGACAAAUCAUCUGCCACAACCCGGGACGAAAGGCCAAGCUAUUUUCGUACAAUGUGGUCUUCGAGCCUGCAGCUACUCAGGAGGACGUCUUGGAGUACUCCGGUGUGAAGCGGCUCCUAGAGAUGGCAGUCGAGGGUUUCUCCUGCACCGCCUUCUGUUACGGGCAGACUGGGAGCGGGAAAACACACACAUUAACUGGUCCUCCGGGCUUGGUGGAAAGGGGAGCAAGCCCAUUCUCCGAAGAACACGGGCUGGUGGUGCGGUCGUUCGUGUACCUGUUUCAGCUGAUACAGGACCGUCCUGAGUGCCACUUCAUUCUCAAAGCCAGCUUCCUUGAGAUCUACAAUGAAAAGGUGAUAGACCUGCUGAACCCAGGCACCGCUCGCAAGCCGCUGCAGGUGCGCUGGUCGAAGGAGAGCAGAGGGUUCUACGUGGAGAAUCUGUUCACUGUCGACUGCGAAGAGCUGGACGACCUCUUCGCUGUGCUGGAGGAAGGCAUGCGUAAUCGCGCAGUAGGCUCGCACACGAUGAACAGCCAUUCAUCCCGCUCGCACACGCUGCUCUGCGUACGGGUGCGAAGAGAUCUGCGCACCGAUGGCGACGUCACUUGUUCCACCCACGGCAAGAUCAACUUCGUGGACUUGGCGGGCAGCGAGAUGACCAAGAAGACGCAAAGCACGGGAAAGACGUUGGAGGAAGCCAAUAAUAUUAAUAGGAGUCUUAUGGUUUUAGGAUACUGCAUAGCUCAACUAAGCGGCGGUAGGAAGAGCGGUCACAUACCGUACCGGGACAGCAAGCUGACGAAACUGUUAGCCGACAGCCUAGCGGGCAACGGUGUUACUCUAAUGAUUGCGUGUAUAGCCCCUUCAAGAUCAAACAUAAGUGAAACGAUCAACACUUUACGAUACGCAGCCCGAGCUAAGAAGAUCAAAUCCAAGCCUAUCGUCAAAAUGGACGCAAGAGAUGCACUCAUACUGAGUCUCAAGAGAGAGGUGGAAGCCCUCCAAGCAGAAAACCACCACCUCAGAACUGCGCUACACGUACAUUCAGAUUACAAUGUGGAUUACAACCAACGUCCACGCAACACCCCUCCAACACUCGAAACCAACAAGCUCUACCAGCUUCCUCAACCAGAGCUAGUCGAGCUGGUCCAGCUCCACAUGGACGAGAACUCGGCCUUGAGGACCGAGAACCAGGAGCUGUUCGGCAUCAGGGACCAGCUGCUGAGGGACCAGGAGUUGCUGAGCAGGGAGAACGAGCGGCUGCUGAAGAAACUGGAGGAUGUCAACUCCGUAUGCAUCCGUUCACCGAUCAUACCCGCGCGCCCAGCGUACUCUGACAUGGGGUCAUCGGAUCAGCCUAACAUCUGGACUAAUCCCGCUGGGUCGUCCAACAAUAGCGUAGUCAGCGCCGGCAGUAGAGGCAGCUAGAAUUUACUGCCACGCAGGUUACAGUUACAGAGGUCGUAAGAAAUGAGGUAUUGAAGUUGAGCUCAUAUUUGUUGAACUUUUUUCACUCCACCGAAAAGUUCACCUAAUAUUAUGUCUCCUCUACAUGAUGGGCCAGCGCCGGGGACUCCAAGAGACGCUGCCAUGCGGUAGAAUGGUAUAGCAAUAUCACUUGCUCCCUCUAACGCAUAAAUGCGUCCCUUGGAGUGGCCGGCGCUGGCCCAUCGUGUAGAGGAGCCAUUAGCUUCACUUACAUGGUCAUUGCAUCAGUUCACCGUCCAAUGCCUGUUUCCGUCCACUUGGCGUAGUUGCCACAAAGAAUUGUGUAUGAUUUCCAGAAUUGUGUAUAAUUUCAAUUUACAGGGUGCUUCCUGUAACAGGAGCAAUAAAUUAAACUAAAGGCUGUACUCUUCAAACUGACCAACAUUUGUUCAGCAACUAUACAGGGUGGAAUGAUAAGUCGGGCCCUGGAGGGAAACUACCUUAAAUCCUUAAGCUGGCUAAUUUUACUUAAAGGAGACUUUCCUUUAUUUUUAAAAAGAAACAAGACUGCAUUCAAAGUAUUUUUCUUUUUUUCCUCAACUUAGCUUGCCUAAAAAAAUCUUGAGUACUAAAUAUUAGGUUUUAUGGAUAUUUUGUACGACUGACGAGUGUAAGACCAAAUGUUUCUUGAAGAAAUGUUAUCAUUAACUGUAUCGACUAGUACAAUAAAAUUACGAGUUUUGAUUUUUUUGAAUUUUUAGUCGGUUCGAGCCCCGGGCGAGGCAAGUGAGUUUUAGAAAAUCAUUGAAUGCAGUUUUGUUUCUUUAUAAAAAUAAAGGAAUGUCUCCUUUAAGUAAAAUGAGCUAGCUUAAGUAUUUAAGGUAGUUUCCCUCCAGGGCCCGACUAAUCUUUCCACACUGUAUAUUAAAAUUAUACAUAAUUCUUUGUGGCAACUACGCCAAGUGGACGGAAACAGGCACUGGACGGUGAACUGACGCAAUGACCCCUACAGUGCUGUGAAAGGUGACUUCUCUGUGCUGUAAUGUAACCUGAAGGGGUAUACACUCCAAAGUAGCCUAAGUUAAAUUUGUAACGUGAGAUAUGUUAGACAACUUAACCCUUUCUAAGGCAAUUGGAUUCAAAAUUGAACUCUAUUACUUUGAAAUAAAGUUCAAAAUUAUUGUGGGAAAUAUAUUCCCUCUGCCUUUUAAAGGUUUAAUCCUGUUUUAUUACUUCUGCAGUUGAUUGUAUAGUGUAUAUAUUUAUGUAAAGACACUAUUCAACAUAAUAGUUUAAUAGUACUAGUUUUUAGUAGUAGGUAAAUAUUAUACUUGACAAUAAAGUGUUUCCUUGUAGUUUUAGUAAAUGACUUAGUUUUCACUAAGCCCUCCAUAUAAUUUAGGCAUAAAUAAAAUAAAUACAAUACAAAAUGAGGUUUGCCAUUAAUUUUUUAAUGUUUUUUCAUUUCCUGAACAGAUGGAAAUGGUAUGUAUUGUAAAUAAAAGCUUAUUAAAACCAUAA
Molecule: messenger RNA, 3901 nt
Organism: Cydia fagiglandana
Lineage: Eukaryota; Metazoa; Arthropoda; Insecta; Lepidoptera; Tortricidae
Gene: Klp54D
Product: kinesin-like protein KIF12
Exons: 14
Coding region: 500-2380 (626 amino acids)
Biological process (GO): spindle elongation; microtubule-based movement; mitotic spindle organization
Cellular component (GO): microtubule associated complex
Molecular function (GO): ATP binding; microtubule motor activity; microtubule binding
Source: RefSeq, a predicted model, not a curated record